Emericellopsis atlantica is the source of this 1130-nucleotide messenger RNA. RefSeq names its product guanine nucleotide exchange factor. NCBI's taxonomy places the organism in Eukaryota, Fungi, Ascomycota, Sordariomycetes, Hypocreales, Bionectriaceae. The coding region runs from base 341 to 1105 and encodes 254 amino acids. Gene Ontology annotation, molecular function: guanyl-nucleotide exchange factor activity; G-protein alpha-subunit binding. The transcript has 3 exons. The record is from RefSeq and is a predicted model, not a curated record. Gene Ontology annotation, cellular component: cytoplasm. Gene Ontology annotation, biological process: G protein-coupled receptor signaling pathway.
ACAGGAUCAUCUCGGCUCUCAAGCGCGAUGACCCCGAAGACGAGCUGGCUCUGGCCAACAUCAUCAUCUUCUCGUGCCAUGGCACAAGCUUGGACUUGACGCCUUGCUUUGAGAAUGAUGGCCUCGCGGAAAUCGUGAGCGCGGUAGGUAUCUUGCCCCAGCGCUCACCGCACAUCCUAAUUCAUAUCAGAACAUCCAACGUCACGCAAACCAAGGGCCACUGCCAACGUCAGACCCUACGUCGGCGUGCGCCGCAAGUCUACGACUUUUGUCGACACUAGCUGCUCGCUACGAGGACCAGGCACAUCGGUUCAUCCACGCCGUCGACCCUGUGCUGGACAUGCUGUCCAAGAUGACCAUCCUGACGCCCCCGCUCCAAGCGCCCGUGUCCAUCCUCGUCAACUGCCUGCCUGUACUGCCUCUCAGUAAGAAGAAGGACAUUGAGGUCAGCGCCGUGGACAAGCUCAUGGAGAUUCUGAGCGAUUGCAUCAACUUCUACGGUACACAGGACAAGGAAUCCGAAUUCCUCCCUCUCCUCCUGGCCAUCAACCACAUGUCUCAGUCGGAUGCCAAAGCAGCAAAGGAGCGACUCCAGCACAAGAUUAUACCGAGCGAAGAGGAUCGAAAGGAGGCGCUCGGCAUGGGUCAGUCAUUGCCACACAAACUGCUCCACAUGUCCAACAUGUCCAUGUUCCCCGAGGUGCGCGAGGUGAUCAUGACCACAUUCUUCGAAUUAUCCGAGAGAGACCCCUCGCUUUUCGUACACAAUGUUGGGUUCGGCAACGCUGCGGGAUACUUGAAUUCCAAAGGCAUCGAGAUCUCGCAAAAGGAGCUCGGGUCGGCGGUUGGACCUGACGUCAACCCCAUCACUGGCCAGAGGCUGGACGCUGAGCCUGAGGUGGAAAUGCCGGAGAUGACGGAUGAGGAGAAGGAGCGCGAGGCGGAGCGCUUGUUUGUGUUGUUUGAGAGGCUCAAGGCUACGGGCGUCAUGGACGUGGAAAACCCAGUCACGGCGGCAAUGCAAUCGGGGCGGAUCCAGGAGUUACCCGACGACGCAAGCGAUGAUGAUGAUAGUGAUGACAACAGCAAGGGUAAAAAGUCAUAGGCAGGGACAAGAGAGAGAUCAAACG